AUGACCCCCGGCCGGCUUCUCUCCCACUUUCUGCUGACAUCGGCUGUCGGCCACGCGUCACUUUGCUCGACUGUCCUCCUCGAAGUGGAGGCAGAUGAGGUGAUGAUGUUUUUUGACGUGGUCUCAUUGUUCACCUCCAUCCCACCUGCGCUGACUAUCGACACUAUUGACGGUUUUCUCCGGGAAAAGUAUGAUGAGAUCGAUCAACAGCUCAAACGAGUUCACAUCAUCGAGCUCCUAGAACUAUGUCUUAAGACGUUCUUUACAUUCAACGGCCAGAUCUACGAGCAAAAGAAGGGGACGCCGAUGGGCUCGCCUCUAUCUGGAUUAAUUGACGAAGCGGUUUUGCAGAGGCUUGAGCGGCUGGUCUUCAGCUCGUACCCCCCAAAAUUCUGGGACAGAUACGUCGACGACACUUUCGUUAUCAUCAAAAGGAGCGAUGUGCAGACUUUCAAGGCACUGUUAAAUUCAAUCUUUCCCGACAUCCAGUUUACUAUGAAAGAGGAGCUCAACAAUCAGCUGGCCUUCCUUGACGUACAAGUGAGAAAGCUGGAGGACGGGAAGAUAAGGACAACGGUCUACCGCAAGGCAACUAACACCAGGCGACAGUUGUGUCAGGACCCUCUUCCAACGCGUUCAAACACACUGCAGCGACGAAAAUGGGAGGAAGUAGGAGAUUAA
Spirometra erinaceieuropaei is the source of this 681-nucleotide messenger RNA. The record is from the annotation of a GenBank genome assembly. NCBI's taxonomy places the organism in Eukaryota, Metazoa, Platyhelminthes, Cestoda, Diphyllobothriidea, Diphyllobothriidae.